UGAAUGAAGGAUGAAACAGCUGACUGUGUUUACUUGUUAAUUUAUAAGUUUGUUUAAUUUUUCUAUGAAAUUGUCCCAUAAUGGAUAUUUCUAAUAUUUGUAGAGGCUGCAUGAACGAGGUGCCACCCCAGGAACAUGAGAACUUUGAUCAAAGAGCCAUUGACAUGUUCUAUUUUUGCACAAAUAUCGCGAUUACCGAGAGUGAGACAUUACCCAAGCAUUUCUGUGAUGACUGCUUCAGCAAGAUUGAAUCUUCCUACACAUUUAUUAAAGAAGCCCAUAGAGUUCAUGUGACACUAAAAAAUUUACUUUCCCGCUCACAAACCAGUGUCAUAGUGCAGCCAGAACCCGCCAGUACAAAUAUUACUCAACAAAUACCAAAGAAUAUUAUCCCUAACUAUUACCUAACAGAUUUUGAACUUAGUCCGGUAAAUUUUGUAGAGAAAAACUUGGCUGAUGAUGAUAAUGCAAAAUUCGACACAGACUCUACUGGACUAGAACAUUAUUUGCCAGUUGCAGAAACAAAUAUCAGAUUAAGUACAGAAAACCCUACAGGGGUCGAAGAAAGUGGAGAUAAUCAAGAAAAGUAUGUCUGUGCUAUAUGUCAAAACAGUUUUGCAAACCAAACCAGUGUUGCAGAGCAUAUAGAAAAUACUCACAUGAAUGAAACUAAGGUGGAUAAUCUUAAUUGUGAAGAUUCAGUACAAAGAGAUGCACAUAACAAGAAAAACCAGAUCUGUCCCAUAUGUAGAAAGGCAUUUACAUUUAAGGCCUGGUUGGACAGGCACAUGGGGAAAGAACAUGCGGGUCAAAAGUAUACAUGCAAACAUUGCACUAAAACAUUCCCAAAGCUGAGUAAACUGAACGAGCACGCCAAGUGCCACUCGACGGAGCGUUUAUUUACCUGCGGCGUGUGCGACGCGCGGUUCAAACGCCAGAAGGAGCUGACGGCCCACGCGAGGAAGCACAGCGAAGUGCGCCCGUACUCCUGCGAGCAGUGCGGGAUGAGGUUCAAGACGAAGAGCACGCUGCAAGGCCACUCGCUGCUGCACGAACAGAAGAAGCCACACCUGUGCUCCGUGUGCGGGUGGAGGUUUGCUCAGGUGGGCAACCUGCGAGCGCACCUGCUCACCCAUUCAGCCUGUAGCAGCCCGCGCCGCCGCCGCCGCCGCGCCGCGCCGCCCUGCCCGCACUGCGCCCGGCAGCUGGCUGAUCAUACUUCACUGAUGCGCCACAUCCGCACGCACACGGGCGAGCUCCCCUACAAGUGUCCGUACUGCGCGCGCGCAUUCAUCGACAGCUGGAAGCGCAAGGUCCACCUCAUGCGACAGCACCGGCUCGCGCUCGCGGACAUCCCGGCCAUGGCAAGAGACCCGCCCAGAGAUACGCUGAGCGAGUGAAAUUACGUGUG
Molecule: messenger RNA, 1411 nt
Organism: Plutella xylostella (diamondback moth)
Lineage: Eukaryota; Metazoa; Arthropoda; Insecta; Lepidoptera; Plutellidae
Source: RefSeq, a predicted model, not a curated record